This is a messenger RNA of Neopelma chrysocephalum (saffron-crested tyrant-manakin), 2301 nucleotides long. RefSeq names its product laccase domain containing 1 (gene LACC1). The transcript has 6 exons. NCBI's taxonomy places the organism in Eukaryota, Metazoa, Chordata, Aves, Passeriformes, Pipridae. Gene Ontology annotation, molecular function: copper ion binding. The record is from RefSeq and is a predicted model, not a curated record. The coding region runs from base 211 to 1527 and encodes 438 amino acids.
AACAAAGCAGGGUCCCAUCAAAAAGAAGAAAUACAGGUUCUCAGUGCUAUCUUGCAUAGAAUAGGAAUUUCCAUCUUGUACAAAUCAGUUCCAAGACUGAAAGAAGUGAGAUAUAUAAAGCUGGAAAUGUGUGUGUAUUAUAUCAGUUGGUAUCUUCCAAGAGUUUAAAAGGAUUGUCUACCUGUUUGUAGAAAUUAAAUAUCCUGGAAUAUGGUGGAAGCAGUACUAAUAGAUCUGUUCAGCAUCCCAGCCAACUUGCAGAACAACAUCCAAGGAUUACUAUGCAACACACUGGAAACUAUUGAGAAAUGCUCUUCCAUCCAUGCUCCAUUUGUUUAUGUCAUAUGUUGCCAGAGGCAGGGGAGCGAAAGGAAAGGUGAAGAAGAGUUCUUGCUUCCAGCUCUGGGAGGUUUUCAGAGUCUGAAGAGAAGAUUGGAGGUGGUACGUGCUCUGACUACAGCUGCUGCUUUGUACACCAUCAAACAGAGACUGGAUGAAAAAGACCUAAGCAUCAUUAAAGUUAUUCUCCCUACCUUAAGAAAAGACUUAAUGAAAGCAUAUAUAGACCAUCUCUUUACAGCAGUCUACCAGUUUGAAUAUGAGGAUUUACAGGUGGUAUCUGGCUCUGAAAAUCUACAGAUAUCUGAAUCUCAGGGUGAAGGGCAAACACUUCCUUCACAGGACAUGGCGCUCAUCCAAAGUGAGAUUCAGAUGCACUUGGAAAGCCUGCCAAGCCUGAAAGGGGAGCUCACCAUCCUCAGAUCCUCCCUGAUUCCAGAUGAUACCUUCUUACAUGGGUUCACCACAAGGACAGGUGGGAUCUCAUAUAUACCAACCCUAAGCUCCUGCAAUCUCUUCAGCAGUUCCAAGCGGAGGGACCCAAACAUUGUUGUUAAAGAAAAUCUCCGUCGGCUAGCUAAUGCUGCAGGAUUUAACCCAAAGGCCUUUCACAGAGUCAAGGUUGAUCACGCUAAUGCAGUGUGUAUUAUGGGAAAGACAGAGCCUGACAGCUAUGAUGGCAUAGUUACAAAUCAGAAAGGUGUUACGCUAGCAGCUCCUGGUGCUGAUUGCAUACCCGUGCUAUUUGCUGAUCCUGUCAGAAAAGUCUGUGGUGCUGCCCAUUCUGGAUGGAAAGGCACAUUGUUAGGAGUGUCUGUGGCCACAGUAAAUGCUAUGGUAUCUGAAUAUGGCUGUAAUGUUAAAGAUAUCCUUGUGGUGCUGGGCCCAUCUGUAGGACCUUGCUGCUAUAAACUUCCUCGUGAAUCAGCGAAAGAAUUUCACAGAAUUGAUCCACAGUGUGUGAGACUAUUUGAUUCUGCAAAUCCUUAUAUUGAUAUUAGAAGAGCAACACGGAUUCUUCUUGAGAGAGGUGGGGUUCUUCCUGAGAACAUCCAAGAUGAUUCUGUCACAGACCAGAACCAAAAUAUCACUUUCUGUACUGCCUGCCACCCUGAUAAAUUUUACUCUCACUUUCGUGAUGGCACUAACUUUGGAACACAGAUUGGCUUCAUAUCAAUCAAAGACUGAGACAGUAUCUCUUACUCUGGAAUAGUAUUAGGACGAUAAGUCUGCCGCAUUGUCUGGCAUCCUGCUCUCCUCAUAGAAGUUCUUCUUCCUUUCACAGCCUUGCAAUAGGGAAUUCAUGGGUCUUGAGAUUCUCCUGCUUCUUCCCUUCCCUUCCCUGCCACUCUGAGGCAAAAAUAAAUAUCUAGGGUGUGGGACAACAAUUCUUGUGUGAGACAGGAUGCAAAGGAAACAAGGACAAGCCACACAACUGGCAAAGCACUUCUGCAAGACCAGAUGGAAGCUCCAUGUUUAUGGAUCCUCCUUGACCGUUUUCCAGAAACGUCACUAUUUUAAGGUGGUGAAAGCACAAAAAACUCCAGUCUUCACUAACUUCUGGGUGAUACUGUUGAAUGAAGUUAAGUAUGACCUGAGUAAUAGAGGAAGAGAAGCCUGUUUGGCAUAUUAACUGUUUGAGAGCACCCAACUACAGUAGUUUCAGCUGAAGCUUUACAGAAUUUUGUGCAUGGGAUUGAUUUUCUACUUGGGAUUACUUUACAGAAGAGCUCCGAAACACUUAAAGGACUUUUCCCAUGGAAAUAACUUGAAAGUGAGAAUCAAGCAAACUCCUUUGGGGCAGACAUUGAAAAUAUAUGAACAUUCACUAUUCUGUACUUUUUGAUUGUAAUAAAAAUAGGGCUAAGACUCUUAAUAUAGGACAUGUAUGUUCAUAUUUCCUUAGGAGUCUUUUCUUUAAACAUCAGUGCUUUGAUAAUGUCCAUUGACACAUUCUCAACA